CAUUGGUGAACUAAAAUGUUGCGACUUUACAUUUGUUUCAUAGCAUGGUGUAGAUCUGAUGAUGCGUUGGCCAAUUAUCUGCAAGUGCUCGCAUCCUUAAGCUCGACCAUCGUGCCGUUGAUGACCGAGCAAAGCAUCUCGGAGCGGCAGCAGGCUGACAAUGAUUCAGACAACGAAUCGAAUGGCAGUGUAACCGAUCAGGAGCAGGCUGACAUCCUGCGGCAGUGCGUUGAAAUGUUAAACGAGCAACAGCGCGUAAACGGCGUACUGUCCGCGAUCGAACAGAGCCAAUCGGAUCCCUCCACGUUGUUACAACCACUGUGCCGGUUGUGCCAUCAUCUACUCAUCACCAAUAAACUGGCCGUUCAAAAGUACAAACUACUCUAUAUGCUCGCAUUCAAGCCAGUGUUUCUUAAACAUUUGUGGACCAGCUUAGCGUCAAUUCGCCAGACGUCGUUGUUCGGCGGCGGUGCUGCUACAUCUCUUUUGCAGAUUAUAUCGCGUGGAAUCGCUCUCUCAGCCGAGGACACUGACAGGAUAGUUCCAUUAUUGGCAGUGUUCUGCUCGUUAUUCAGCCUGCUGAUCGCGACGUUGCACGACACCGAGUUCUUUCUCGAGCAGACCUCCGCGGAACAUACGUCCAACAAUCGGCAACAGCACGCAAUGCCGUUUACCAUCGCGGAACUUGCGGUGCUAUCUGGUCACUUGAAGGGUGUCUGUCUGGGUUUGGUGGAGCUCGCAUUUCCCGACACUCGACCCACGGUGCGCGACGACUACAAAAAUGCCGUACUAGGUCCUACAUCUGCUAUUCAAUGCCGACACGACACGCAGAUCUGGACGCACCUGUUCAAGGUUACGGUGGGUCUACUGCGACAAUUACACACGCGCGAUCUCAGGCGGCAGUUCUGCCCGGAAGGCCACUGGAUUGCGUCCAACGUCGUCAUUCCCAUCGACAAACCGCAAGAUUUCGCCUUCCGUAGACGGCGGUUACGUGGAUACGUGCCCUUUCAGAAUCUGAGGGCUUUCACGAGGGAGGAAUUCGAGGAGGGGCCACCGCUGUCGGCCACGGAAGUGCGAACGUUGACGCUGCUACGCGAGAUACCGUUCGUUGUACCGUUCAACAAUCGCGUAGUAGUGUUCCAGUCGUUGAUCUACAAGGACAAAGCGGAACAGCAGGGCGAGCUCGCGCACUUCAUGCAGGGUCCGUCGAUACAGAUCUCCGUGAGGCGAAACUACCUCUACGAGGACGCUUUCGAGAAGUUGUCGCCGGAAAACGAGCCGGAGCUACGAUUAAAGAUGCGAGUACAGCUUGUCAAUACCGCGGGGUUGGAGGAAGCCGGUGUCGACGGCGGCGGUCUGUUCAGGGAAUUUUUAUCCGAGCUGCUCAAGACCAGCUUCGACCCUAACCGCGGCUUCUUCAAGCUCACCAAGGAUAACAUGCUAUAUCCAAAUCCUACAGUGCAGUUACUAGUUGACGACUUUCCGAAACAUUACUACUUCAUUGGCAGGAUCUUGGGGAAAGCGUUAUAUGAGAAUCUGCUAGUGGAGUUGCCGUUCGCAGAGUUCUUCUUAUCGAAGGUCGUCGGACGGCAGUCAGAUGUGGACGUGCACCAUCUGGCUUCCCUCGAUCCUAUCAUGUAUCGCAAUCUGCUCUAUCUCAAGAGUUACAAGGGCGAUGUGGCGGAUCUCGGGUUGGACUUCACCGUGCUCAGCGAUGAACUUGGCGAGAGACGGGUCGAAGAAUUGAAGCCGAGCGGCACCAACAUCCCCGUAACGAAUCACAAUCGCAUCGAGUACAUUCAUUUGAUGGCCGAUUAUAAACUGAACAAGCAGAUACGCGCGCAGUGUUUCGCGUUCAAGCAAGGAAUCGGCAGUGUUGUGCCGCUCGACUGGCUGCAGAUGUUCAACAAUAAAGAGCUGCAGGUACUCAUCUCGGGCGCACAGAUCCCUGUAGACGUGACAGACUUGAUGCUGCACACCAACUAUACCGGCGGGUACGCGCCCGACCAUCCGACUAUCACUGCCUUCUGGAAGGUCGUCAACGAGUUCAACGAUCAGCAGAAGGGCCAGCUACUGAAAUUCGUCACCAGCUGCAGCCGCCCUCCUCUCCUAGGAUUCAAGGAACUCGAUCCACCAUUCUGUAUCCAGCAUGCCGGUACCAUGGAUCGUUUGCCGACUUCGAGUACCUGUAUGAACUUACUGAAACUUCCCGAGUUUCCGGAUGAGAAAACUCUGCGCGAGAAACUCCUAUACGCGAUACAGGCCGGCGCGGGCUUUGAGCUCAGUUAGAGAUCUUCAAUUUUACUUUUACUGAUUUCCAUUUCACCGAAAUGUGUAAAUAUAAUGUGUAAAACUCUGCGAGUACAAGGCAUAAUGGGGAAGAAAAUAUCGUGGAAACUUUAUUUGUGCUGUAUUUUCCAUGAAUUACUGUUAAUUCUCUACAAGAGUCUCAUACGAAAAAAGCAAAGAUAUUUAUACUAACAGGAGGGGCCAAUUACAUAUACACUAAGCAAUAGUACCUACCUACGGAGAUUAUCAUCGAUGUCACUUCGAUGCGCCGUUCGUGAAGAAAAAGAAAAGAACACGUUUGUGUGUGUGUGUGUAUGUAUGUACAAUGUAUGUCGAAGUACAUAUGGAUAUUUUUUCGCUUUCGAUUUUUCCUACCACCUUUGGCCUACAAGUGUAUAAAUUAUGUAUAUUUUUAUUGUUUUAUAUUUGCCAUAUGAUGUGAUUUUAUCACAACGACUGCUACUUUAUUUCAAAUGUACGUGAGAGAAUAGAUGUAUGUAUUUAUGAGGUAUUGCUAAGUUAUGUAAAUAAAAUACCUUAAAGCGUUGAAAAAGAGUGUGUAGAUAUUAUUAAAAAAAGGCAAUUGUGGACAUUGUUAA
Molecule: messenger RNA, 2888 nt
Organism: Vollenhovia emeryi
Lineage: Eukaryota; Metazoa; Arthropoda; Insecta; Hymenoptera; Formicidae
Product: ubiquitin-protein ligase E3C
Exons: 3
Coding region: 16-2289 (757 amino acids)
Biological process (GO): protein polyubiquitination; ubiquitin-dependent protein catabolic process
Molecular function (GO): ubiquitin protein ligase activity
Source: RefSeq, a predicted model, not a curated record